This is a messenger RNA of Sycon ciliatum, 2718 nucleotides long. Its product is annotated as tetratricopeptide repeat protein 39C-like. Bases 175 to 1803 code for a protein of 542 amino acids. Gene Ontology annotation, molecular function: protein binding. The record is from RefSeq and is a predicted model, not a curated record. NCBI's taxonomy places the organism in Eukaryota, Metazoa, Porifera, Calcarea, Leucosolenida, Sycettidae. Gene Ontology annotation, biological process: cilium assembly. The transcript is spliced from 15 exons.
AAAUAAUCGAAACUCCAGUCCAGAGAUUCUUGUUCUGUGCCUGUGGCCAGGCAGCUGUAUUGUGUACGUGUGCCGGCUGGUUUCCUCUUCCUGCCCACUCCAAGUCCAGCCUUGUGUGCGAAUUGUUUGUCUGGGGUCAAGAAGAUGAUUGCGUAACGACUUGUGCUAUCCAGAAUGGCGACGGACCGCGUAAACGACCCAUCCAUAGCUCGGGAAGGAAUCGCUCUCCUUUUUCGUAGCGGAGUGGGAGAUGCGGAGGCAUUGCUGUCCAAGAACAGUGGUGGUAAUGCUCAAAUCGACUGCGCCCUGGCCUACAUCCGUGUAGUGCAAUGCCUGUUAUCCUGGGAACCUGACUCCAUCGAUGUGGCUAUUGAAUAUCUGAAACAAGUGGAAGGACGAUGCACCGCGAGUGAAGGUUCGCUUCCCAGCCUUAGCACGCCGAAAGGAAUUCAGCACCUGAUGAUUCUGCGCAUCAUCGGCGGGGAUUGUCAGUUGUUGCGUGCACUACUCUGCUUUACCAAACUGUCCAUUGCUGGUUAUGUCAAAGGCGGUCUAUUGCUGCGGUCGGCUAGCAAGGUCUACAAAAAGAUCCACAAAGAACUCGAGAAAUACAACGUUGGUAAUGGACACGCAGCUGUCAAUGAUGAAGCCGGAGCUGAUCCUUCAGCAUCGUUCGGUGAGGUUCGCGCUGCUUGUAGUCUUGGCUUCGGCAUUGUCAACUUGGCAAUGUCCCUGAUGCCCGACAAGGCCCUAAGUCUCAUGAAGUUCUUUGGAUUCAGUGGGGAGCGCCAAGCCGGUCUUGAUGCCCUGGCGUUUUCCUCUACCAGCGAUGACAUGCGAGCACCAGUAGCAAUGCUGUGUUUGGCGUGGUUCCACGGUAUGGGCCGACCACUGUUGGGAAUUGACGUACGGGAAGGCUAUGAAGAUGCUAUUCGCCAAGCACUUCGGGUUAUUGGCCAGGCAGAAGCGGAGCUUGGAUCCGCGCCAAUCUUCGGCUACUUCAAGGGUAGAACUGAGUACCUGAAGAACAACACAGAAUUGGCGUUAGAGGCGUUCAAGGAAGCGGCGGCAAAUCCGUCUGCACUCAAGGAGAUCUCCCAGCUCUGUCUCUACGAAAUGGGAUUCAUUAGUGUUUUGAACAAAGACUUUGCCGCAGCUGCACCCAUGUUUGAGACGUUAUGCAAGGAGACACGUUGGUCACCUGGCUUCUAUGGCUAUCUCGCCGCAUUAUGUAUGGGGAGCGAUGGCCAAAUUGAAGCCUCGCAUGACCUGAUGAAGAAAUUGCCUAGUAUCAUCGUGCGCAAGAACUCCAAUUAUGAGAAGUUUGUCCUGAAAAAGACGGCUCGCUUCCAGAAGGUCGCACCGACCGUGCCAAUAGCUCGCACUCUGCUUUUUGAAGUUGUCUAUCUUUGGAACUACACGCUGUUUGCUAACAUCAAGCAACGUGAGGAGCUCCUUGCACUGGUCGAAGGCGAAUGUGCUGCCUUUGACCCGUCCGAGCAGAUCCUGCUUGCUGCCAACCUCCUUGUACGCAGCAGUCUCAACUUUGAGUUGGAUCGGCCAUCAGAGGCAGAAACGUGUGCAAGGCAAGUAUUGCAGUUUGCCGAUGUGUGCGUCAAGAAGAAAGAGCAACACAUCCCUGCUUAUGCCACGUUUAUCAUCGGCCAAAUUUACCAGCAGAGCGGAGAUUUUGUGCAGAUGAAGCAAGCGAUGAGCAAAGCUAAGUCCGCCUACAGUGACUAUGAAGUAGAAGGUCGUCUUCAAACUAAGAUCAAGGUUGCUCUGGAAUCAGGAGCCACGUAACAACACUAUCUACAAACUAUUUUUUUGAAACCGACAAAUUAGCUUCAGUUGUGUACCCUAGGAAUUCCGCCCCGUAACCAAUUGAAAUGCUAGCAACUUGGUUUUCCCCGUAUGUUACCAAGGCGCAGCGUGAUGUGGAGGCUGUGCCCACACGUGCUGCGCUUCUAAUUUAAAACAUGGAGUUCAUCUUGGUAUGCUGGCGUCCACGUAUCCCGGACGACUCUCGCUUGUGUGGACUGUGCCCAAGCAACGCCAUGCACGUCUUAGCCCUCCCACCUCUGCCGUCACUAGCUGGUCAUGGGUGUGCCUUUGUCGUCGUAGUCUUUGCUGUUUAUCGUGGACAUAUCUCUUAUUAUUCAUUGGUGUGAGGGAAUCUCUAUUAGUUCUGUUCUCCUCCUCUUGGUACGAGUCCUUGCGAAACUCGACUGGAAUUGCCACCGAUGAUGAUAACAACUCAUGACGAUGACGACAAUGUAAGACCUUGCUCAAUUUGACACUGCCGGUCACUUGGCACCUAGGACCCCGUUUUCUCUCUUCUUCUCUCUAUUUUCUAUGCUACUCUCUUGGUACUUGUGUAGGUAUGUGCCACGAUGUAUUGUCUCAUUGCUACCAUAUGUGUUCGUGCCACAUGCACAACAAAAAACGCAUCUAAACCCUAGCUCUAUGCCCUAUUCGUACUCAGUAUCCGAGCUCCCCUGAUCCAUAUUUUCUGCUUCGAGAUGUGAAUGGGUCAGUUUUUCCGUUCUCUUUAGUCACUCGCUAUUUUUUCUGCUGAGCAGAAAUCGCACUUCUCGAGUUUGAUUUGACAUGAUCCUAUCCCUUAUUUAUGAAAUUUCGUAAUUCUCUCUAGUCGAAUGCUAUUCUUUUGGUAUAUUAACGUAUCAAGCACAUAAUCGGGUGCCGCCGGUUGACAGG